Molecule: messenger RNA, 2100 nt
Organism: Suillus bovinus
Lineage: Eukaryota; Fungi; Basidiomycota; Agaricomycetes; Boletales; Suillaceae
Exons: 11
Coding region: 1-2100 (699 amino acids)
Source: RefSeq, a predicted model, not a curated record
AUGCCCUUCAGUUUUCAUGCCUGUCUCCAGGCUGUCUGCGCUGGUUUCAAAACUCUUUGGGCUGCACUCAACACAUAUGCACAGGCCAUCUGGUUGCACCUACUCAGGAUCUUCCCCAACCGUGCCAGCCUUCACAUUUUUCACCUCCUCCUCCAGAUAUCUUACCACCACCCUGGUCAUCACCAGGUCCAGUACCUGCUGACGAAGAUCCAAAUCUCCCAGAGGUACAGUUCACAGAUGCAAGUGAGCAUUCAAUACACAGGAGAAUGCCCUGAGCAUGAUGCCCCUCCAUGGAUGGACAAAGAAUACAAGGUCUGGUACAGGGACCUGCAUUUGAUGGCGCAUAAUAUGCUAGCAAACCCUACAUAUAAGGGUGAAAUUGACUUUGCCCCAUUUCGAGAGUAUGACACAUCAGACAAUACAUGCCAAUGGAUUUCAUGUCAGGAGACUGGGCAUGGCAACAGGCUGUACAACACGAUAUCACAGGAUCCGAACACACAAGGAUCGACAUUCGUUCCGAUCAUCCUCAGUAGUGACAAAACUAUGGUUUCCAUGGGUACAGGUAACAAUAAAUAUUACCCUCUGUAUGCCUCAAUCGGAAAUGUGCACAACAAUGUGUGUCGUGCUCAUCAUAAUGCUCUCGUUAUCAUCAGCUUCCUCUCCUUACCCAAAACUAUGCCUGGAAUGACCAAGUACGAGGUCCUACAUUGUGCAGAUGGCCAUUUCCGACGGGUUAUAUAUGGAUUAGGACCCUACAUAGCAGACUACAAGGAACAAUUACUGUUGGCCUGUAUUGUGAAAAAUUGGUGCCCGAAAUGUCUUGCAAUUCGAACAGACCUUGAUAGCAGUGGUUUGUACCGCUGUCGAGAACAUACAGAUCUAUUGAUAUGUGAGGGCAUAGGUUUGGAGGCAUUUAAUCUCAUUCCAUUCACAAAUGACUUCCCCCAAGCCGAUAUCUAUCAACUGCUAUCAUUUGAUCUCCUCCACCAGCUAAUCAAAGGCGCUUUCAAAGACCAUCUCGUUGAUUGGGUAGUAGAGUACCUUAGACUAAUGCAUGGAACUAAACGAGAAGAUGAAAUUAUGACAUUGUUCACUGGUCUACAGCAAUUUUCUGAUGGCCACAAUUUCAAACAAUGGACGGGUAAUGAUUCAAAAGCACUUAUGAAGGUAUUUCUUCCAGCUAUUGAAGGUCAUGUACCUCAAGACAUGGUGCGCACUUUUGGCGCACUUUUGGCAUUUUGUUACAUUGCGCGGUGGAACAUCAUUACUGAAGCCUCCUUGAAUCAACUUCAAGAUGCGCUUACUCGGUUCCAUCAUUAUCACCAGAUAUUCAAAACUACAGGCACAAAGCCUCACUUUUCAUACCCUCACCAGCAUUCAAUGUCCCACUAUGCAGACAUUAUCCGACUCUUUGGUGCACCCAAUGGACUAUGCUCAUUGAUCAUGGAAUCAAAGCACAUCAAGGCAGUAAAAGAUCCUUGGCAGCGGUCUAGCAGGAACAAUGCCCUUGGUCAAAUGCUUUUGACUAAUCAAUGCCUCAACAAACUUGCAGCAUCUCAUGUGGACUUUGCUACGGUAGCAGCAUUGGCAGAGGAAGUUCGUGUACCACACCUACGAUGCCUGAUCUAUUAUUUUCUGUUCUCCCAACUCUUCCCUGAUGACCCCCGCAACCCUGAAGAUAUACGUGCAUGUCCACUCUGGUGGAACACCUAUGCCCAUAAUGAUUGCAUAUUUGUUAACACCAAUCUAGACCUUGAAGGGAUUGAAGGGCUCGAAGUCGCCAGAGUCAAAUGCUUCUUUUCUUUCAAAUAUAAUUGGGUCAUAUAUCCAUGUGCCCUUGUUCAAUGGUUUGACAAGGUUGGUGACCAUGCUGAUGAGGAUACUGGCAUGUGGAUAGUCCGUCCAAGUGUUCAUGACGAUGGCACCCUAAACUUUGCUGUUAUUCAUCUCGAGACAGUCUACCGUGCAGCGCACCUAAUCCCCAUCUAUGGCCCUGAUUUCAUUCCUAAGAACAUCAAGUACUUUCAUUCUUAUGAUGCUUUCCACUUGUUCUAUGUCAACAGAUACACUGAUCACCAUGCCUUCAAGAUAGCAUCAUAA